Messenger RNA from Puccinia graminis f. sp. tritici CRL 75-36-700-3, 564 nucleotides. RefSeq lists its product as uncharacterized. Bases 1 to 564 code for a protein of 187 amino acids. The transcript is spliced from 2 exons. NCBI's taxonomy places the organism in Eukaryota, Fungi, Basidiomycota, Pucciniomycetes, Pucciniales, Pucciniaceae. The record is from RefSeq and is a predicted model, not a curated record.
AUGGAUGAUGAUCGCAAAGAACAACGCGUGAAUACGAGCAGUAAAUCCUCGCCCACACGCGAUACCUGUGGCGAAGCUAACCGUUGCCCAGCUUGCCCAGCGACUUCGAACGACGAGCAUUUUCAAAAGGGGCACAGAAGCUUGGAAUUGGAUCUAGAAGCGACCGUCGCAAAGUAUGCUGAUAGGCUCGAAGCUGCCCUUACGCACAAGGUUACUGAAUUUGAGAACGCUAUGACGAAUCGAGUAGACCAGCUUCUCGCUGACCAUGUCAAGUCGAUCUCAAAGUACGUUGACACUUGCUUCAACCAAGUCUGCUCCCUCGAAGAUGCGAACGAUGGCCAAACCCUUUCCCAGACAGUCAAAGAUCUCUGCUCGCGCCUCCAUCGAGAAAAUGACGAAGCUGUCACCUCCGCCAUGCAGGCCAUGUUGCAAAGACAGGACAAAUUUCUUGAAAGAAUGCUAAGACAGGAGGUCAUCCUCUUUACCAACACGCUCGGUUUGGUCCGCCACAAACCUUUUGAUCCAACGACUGCGCCUCCCGCAUACAAUUAUUAUCAUAUUUGA